GAUUUCUAUGAAGGUAUCUUGAAAGUGCUUGGAGAAGAGGAUGAAAACGAACAGGAAGAAGUUAAACUCAAGCAGGCCUUAAGUGAACUCCCUGAAAUCUAUGAACUACACCAAGACAUCCUGGAAGAACUGGAAGAAAGAGUCCUUAAAUGGGAGGAACACCAGAAAGUUGCUGAUGUUUUCCUCUCCAGAAAAUCAAGGCUGAAUCACCAUACAGCAUACAUUAUGCAGUUUGAUAGGAAUUUGGCUUUGCUAGAUGAAACCUGCCUUAAAUAUUCCCAACUGGCCACCGUAAUUCAGGAGUUUGAGCAGAGCUCUGGUGGCAGCCCUCAGAGUGUGAAACACCAGCUUUUGAAAGUGGUGCAGCGUGUCUUCCAGUAUCGUGUGCUGCUCACAGAUUACUUGAAUAAUCUUUGCCCUGAUUCUACAGAGUAUGAAGCCACACAAGCUGCCUUAUUCAUUGUUUCUGAAAUCACCGACCGAGCCAAUGACAGCAUGCUCCAAGCGGAAAACUUGCAGAAGCUGGUGCACAUUGAGCACAGCGUCAGAGGGCAGAGCAGCCUCCUCCAGCCAGGAAGGAUCUUUGUUAAAGAGGGAACGUUGAUGAAAGUCUCUGGCAAAACCAGGCACCCUCGACAUUUGUUCUUGAUGAAUGAUGUUCUGCUGUACACAUACCCCCAGAAGGAUGGCAAAUACAGACUGAAAAACACCUUGGCUGUGUCAGGCAUGAAGGUCAGCCGCCCAGUGACAGAAAAAGCCCCAAACGUCCUGAAGAUUGAAUGUGGUGAAUGUUGCCUGAUCCUGUCAGCAAGCUCGUGCUCGGAAAGGGAUGACUGGUACAGCUGCAUCAGCAGACACAGCCCAGAUCACUACAAAGCUCACAACACUUCCACCUUCCACAGCAGCGUGGAGCUAAGGGAGAGGCUUGGAAUACCCUUGGGUGAGAGGCCUCCUACUUUGGUACCUGUGUCCCAUGUCAUGAUGUGCAUGAACUGUGGCUGUGACUUCACCCUCACGUUGAGGCGACAUCAUUGCCACGCCUGUGGGAAGAUUGUAUGUCGAAAUUGCUCAAGAAACAAGUACCCUAUGAAGUACCUCAAAGAUCAAGCAGCCAAAGUCUGUGACAGCUGCUAUGUGGAGCUCAAGAAAAGAGGUAAGAUUCCUUCAUUCCUGGCAGAACUGACAAGCACAUUUCCUGCCUAGCGGCCACUAAGUGUGAGCUUCCCUCCAACUUCAUCCAGGUGUUCAAACAGUGCCUUCUCCUCUGUCUUCCACAAUAUUCAUUAUUCAUCUUUUAAGAAACAGAAGAAGAUCCCUUCAGCUCUUAUGGAGGUGGCAGCCUCAGGAGAGGGAGCUACCAUCAGUGGUUACCUCAGCAGAUGCAAGAGAGGCAAAAGGCACUGGAAGAAACGCUGGUUUGUUAUCAAAGGCAAAGUCCUCUACACCUACACAGCAAACGAGGACAAAGUUGCCACAGAAAGUUUGCCUUUGUUGGGUUUCACCAUUGCCCCAGAAAAGGAGGAAGGAAGUACAGAUACAGUUUUCCAUCUCUACCACAAGCAGACUCUCUUUUACAGCUUCCGAGCGGAGGAUACCAGUUCAGCACAGAGGUGGAUUGAAGCCAUGGAAGAAGCAUCCAUAUUAUAG
Messenger RNA from Pterocles gutturalis (yellow-throated sandgrouse), 1647 nucleotides. Its product is annotated as FYVE, RhoGEF and PH domain-containing protein 5-like. Gene Ontology annotation, cellular component: cytoplasm. The annotation marks the transcript as partial. The record is from RefSeq and is a predicted model, not a curated record. NCBI's taxonomy places the organism in Eukaryota, Metazoa, Chordata, Aves, Pterocliformes, Pteroclidae. The transcript is spliced from 16 exons. Gene Ontology annotation, molecular function: guanyl-nucleotide exchange factor activity; metal ion binding.